Parathielavia appendiculata is the source of this 420-nucleotide messenger RNA. RefSeq lists its product as uncharacterized. Lineage: Eukaryota; Fungi; Ascomycota; Sordariomycetes; Sordariales; Chaetomiaceae. The record is from RefSeq and is a predicted model, not a curated record. Bases 18 to 218 code for a protein of 66 amino acids. The transcript has a single exon.
AGAAAGUCCCGUCCAGCAUGCUAGAGGCACUGCGCCGCCGACCGGACGCAAAACUCUAUUCACUGUCUCACCCUGACCAAACCUCUCAGUCGCCCCUCGGUUCCUUUUCCUUUUUCUACGGCACCGGAAGUACAAGUCCCUCAAAAGGCCAUCCAGGAGCGCCAACCCCCCGUCCAGAUACAGGAGAACUUUUCGGGCCUCCUGCAAAUACUAAUUGAGGUACCUAAGGUAGGUAUGAAGACUUGGCUCUGGCGAUAGCCGUCGGUGGAUUACCUUCGAGGACGUGCCGUUGCAGAGUGCAGCCUCACCUUCAACGCCACCCGCACCUACGGAAUUGCGUCGAACCCCCUUUACCCCCCUGUCACCCCUUACCCGGGUUCUCGCGCGUUUGCGGGCCGGAACAGGUUUUCUGAUGGUGGU